UGAGCUCUUACCAAGUUCUUGAUACCUCCCCGUCUCGUUGGGUUCCCGAUGCUUAAAACCCUACGCGUUCAGUGUCUCCUUGUCACUGGGUCUCCGGCUUGUUCGUUCAAAAGAAUUAUUCGGCCAGUGAAGAGCAAUUAGUCGCGCUUGCAGAUUUGAAGUUUUCAGCCAACAGAGCGCCAUGUCUACGUUAGAAAUCGAAGCCCGAGACGUGAUUAAGAUAGUUCUUCAGUUUUGCAAAGAAAAUUCUUUGCAUCAAACUUUCCAAAUAUUGCAGAAUGAGUGCCAGGUUUCUCUGAAUACAGUUGACAGCCUUGAAACAUUUGUUGCUGAUAUUAACAGUGGAAGGUGGGAUGCAAUAUUACCCCAAGUGGCACAACUUAAGCUUCCUAGAAAGAAGCUAGAAGAUCUGUAUGAACAGAUUGUUUUGGAAAUGAUUGAACUUCGGGAACUUGAUACUGCACGGGCCAUAUUAAGGCAAACCCAGGUAAUGGGUGUCAUGAAGCAAGAGCAACCUGAAAGAUACUUGAGACUUGAGCAUCUACUUGUUCGAACUUAUUUUGAUCCACAUGAGGCUUAUCAAGAUUCCACAAAAGAGAAAAGGCGAGCACAAAUAGCUCAAGCUCUUGCUGCAGAGGUUUCUGUCGUUCCUCCGUCACGACUAAUGGCUCUAAUUGGUCAGGCUUUGAAGUGGCAGCAGCAUCAAGGGUUGCUUCCGCCAGGGACACAGUUUGACUUGUUUCGAGGGACAGCUGCCAUGAAACAAGAUGUUGAUGAUAUGUAUCCAACAACUCUGGGGCAUACAAUCAAGUUUGGAAAAAAAAGUCAUCCUGAAUGUGCUAGGUUCUCACCGGAUGGACAGUUUCUUGUUUCUUGCUCUGUUGACGGAUUUAUUGAGGUCUGGGACCACAUAAGUGGGAAACUAAAGAAGGACCUUCAGUACCAAGCUGAUGAAACAUUUAUGAUGCAUGAUGAUGCAGUGCUUUGUGUUGAUUUUAGUAGGGAUUCUGAGAUGCUGGCAUCUGGAUCCCAAGAUGGGAAAAUCAAAGUUUGGCGCAUAAGAACUGGUCAGUGCUUGCGCCGUCUUGAACGUGCGCAUUCCCAGGGUGUCACCAGUCUUGUUUUCUCUCGGGAUGGAAGUCAGCUACUAAGCACAUCUUUUGACAGCACUGCAAGAAUCCAUGGCCUGAAGUCAGGGAAAUUAUUAAAGGAAUUUCGUGGGCAUAGUUCCUAUGUAAAUGAUGCUAUCUUUACUAGUGAUGGAGCCCGUGUCAUUACUGCAUCCAGCGACUGCACUGUCAAAGUUUGGGAUGUGAAGACUACAGACUGUCUGCACACAUUUAAGCCACCACCUCCUUUAAGGGGGGGCGAUGCAUCUGUGAAUUCUGUUCAUCUGUUCCCUAAAACCACAGAUCACAUAAUCGUAUGUAACAAGACGUCAUCAAUAUACCUCAUGACCCUUCAAGGACAGGUCGUAAAGAGCUUCUCGUCUGGUAAAAGAGAAGGUGGCGAUUUCGUUGCAGCUUGUGUAUCACCCAAAGGGGAGUGGAUUUACUGCAUUGGUGAAGAUAGAAAUAUAUACUGCUUCAGCCACCAAUCUGGUAAACUGGAGUACUUAAUGAAGGUACACGAGAAGGAUGUAAUUGGGAUCACUCACCAUCCACACAGAAACCUUGUUGCUACAUACAGUGAAGACUGCACGAUGAAAUUGUGGAAGCCUUGAAAAGCCCUUUUCAACUGUGGUGUAACCUUCUAUAGUCUUUAGAUUUGCUCAGAGACCCCCAGUGUAUGUUGUAUUUAGGUAAACAAAAAAUAUUUAUUUAGAUUCUUGUUGCCCACCCCCCAUUCCCCAAAACUUACUCUUGGGAGAUCUUUAUUUUUGUCAAAAUUUUCUAUUUGUCUUUUCGUCGGUUCGUUUUGGUGUGAAUUCAUGAUCUACUUAGAUACGUGCUUUUGUGGCCCCUCUAAUAGCAGGAAUUUUUGGACA
Messenger RNA from Diospyros lotus (date-plum), 1987 nucleotides. Its product is annotated as suppressor of mec-8 and unc-52 protein homolog 1. NCBI's taxonomy places the organism in Eukaryota, Viridiplantae, Streptophyta, Magnoliopsida, Ericales, Ebenaceae. The record is from RefSeq and is a predicted model, not a curated record. Gene Ontology annotation, cellular component: precatalytic spliceosome. Gene Ontology annotation, biological process: mRNA splicing, via spliceosome. Gene Ontology annotation, molecular function: protein binding. The transcript has 16 exons. Bases 182 to 1723 code for a protein of 513 amino acids.